GCCGGUCUUGGAAGUUUAACCGCGUCAUCACCUAGUGUACGCUCUGCUAACCAAAGUAAUCUGCGGUGAACAAAUUUGAAGAAGAAGUUGGAAAGCCCCUGUGUCUGGGGGAUCCCCCCUGUCUCGCAAUGCUCGCAGAGCCCCGAGACACGAAACAAAUCACACAUGAUGAGCCUGUGGUGGCCUGUUGUCGCGUACGACCCCUUCAAGUCAUUCUAUCGUACCCAGGCUAGAGCGGAUAAUCGCUAGCCACUGUCUUGGUCUAUCGAAUUCCCGACGACAAGAUGCCGCGGCCAAAGGUUCACCCAAGUCAGCGUCAGCGUGCCGCUGAAGCAUGCAACUUUUGCCGCGCGUCCAAGAAGCGGUGCAGUGCCACCGUCCCUUGUACCGCCUGCCAGAGACGGGGCAUCGGAGACUCGUGCUAUCUCACCCAUCGGCCUCGAGGCUCUAGAAGGGUUCCGCCUCGGACAAGGAGCUCGGCCCCGGAGCAGGCCCCGACCUCACCAAGCGGUGGAGACGGUAUCCCGGAUAGCCUGGAUGCCUCGCUGGAUCAGCUUCCGCAAGAGUCUGCAUGGGGCCGGGCCGGGUUUGGUCAGGUUGUUGCUCCGGAGUGGUGCCCGGAGGAUGAACCAGCUUCUAUGGACAAUGAUGCAGAUGCCGACUACCAGCCGCUUACUCCGUCCGAUUCCCGAAUAAGCAUGUCCGAUGCGACCACGAACAGAUCCGCACACCCAUCAACGCAAUUACCAGCAAGGCUAGGGUCUCCAGCUCUAGAACCGGAGUCUCAUGCCCGGAUGCUACUGAAUCUACGAGGAGAACGAGUCUAUAUCGGCGAGGCUGCAUCUCUAUCGUUCCUUCAGCUCAUCAGGGAUACUGUGACGGCUCAAAUCGGGCCCUCCCAAUUUUCUCACAAUGAGAAGCGCGAUAGUAUGCUAGAGACAGAGCCCUCGGCCGUUGACUCGAAUGGUUUAGAGCCGUCCAAUUGCAACAUAGAUUUAGAGGGCAGCCUACUCUACGCCCGUACCUUCGAAGCUGCUACGGGUGGGCUUUUAGAUAUCUUUGGGCCAACAGAAAUAGAGGAUAUUCUGUUAAAGACUGGAACCGAUGGGGCUCAGUCUCUCAAUCCGUGCCAACAUGCUGCCAUUGACCUUGUGAUAGCCAUCGGCGCUCAGUGCAAAUCUCCAAUGGAUGCACAACAGAUCGGGCCAGCUUAUUUUCGUCAAGCACAACAGCGUGCAUUCGCCGGCAUGCUGGAGGAUCCAAACAUUGACAUGGUCCGCGCAUUUCUUCUAAUGGCCUUUUAUAUGCUUGGCCGCUGUCGGAGAAAUACUGCAUUCAUGUACUUGGGGAUUGCAUCGAGGGCUGCAGUUGCUCUUGGAAUGCACAGCCCACAUUCUUACACGGACUUGAAGAAUCCAUUGUGUCAGUUGAGGCUUCACAUUUGGAUGAGUCUUUGUGUCUUGGAUAUGCUGGUGUGCUCUAUACUCGGGAGACCGCCUGCAACUGCUGGCCUGAGGGCGGAACUUGACACGAGCAUCAUCGCUUCAUACCAGCCGUUAUCCUCGCGGCCCGAUUCACGCACUGCAAGUCUGUUUGCGUCGUACAAAAUACUUACAAUCAUCAAUGAAAGCGUCGAUGCUCUAUACGGCAGGAAAGUUGUGUCCACAGGCAUGGUGGAAUCCUUUCUGAACAAAAUCGAAGACUGGAGUAAAGGUCUUCCCAGCUUUCUCCGCAAUCCUCUUACAUCUAAAGGCUCUCCGUCGCAAAAAGCCGCCACGGAUAGCAUACACGUCGCUUGUCUCUACUACUUCGCCAUCACUCUUGUCACUCGGCCUAUACUGAUAUCCAGGCUCACGUCUCGCCGUAAUUCCGCGACACCUUCGUCUUCACCCAUGGCAUCCGCCUGUCUUGACGCGGCAGUAUAUCUGGUACAGACAUGCUCGGAGGCACACAAGUCAGGCUUAUUGCUUGGUAAUAUGUGCAUAUUAAAGGCCUUGAUAUUCGCUGCUGGGCUUAUUCUUGGAUUUGACAUGUUUGCCAAAAGAGAGCUAGAUUACGAGGUUGAAGUAGCCUUCCGCAGCGCCAAAGACGUCCUCGACUUCUUGGGCGUUCAAAGCCCUCAAGCCAGCCAUUACUCAGAAAUUCUAGGUCUUUUAUCCAAUGCAAUCACGAAACGACGGAUGAAACUGUCUUCACGCCCUCGAAGUAGGUAUGUUGGAAAGCUGGUAUCUUUUAGCGACGGAGGAGACUCUAGUCAAGAUAACAUCACCAACGAUAAUGAGGCUCUGCCUCUUAAUAAUACUGGAGGGCUUUCAAUGGAUGAAGAUAUGUUACGAGGAUGGGACAGUCUGGAUCUGUCACAGUGGGAUAGUUUUCCCUUUUUCAACCCAAGGUCGUUCUGGCCCUGA
Molecule: messenger RNA, 2408 nt
Organism: Trichoderma harzianum CBS 226.95
Lineage: Eukaryota; Fungi; Ascomycota; Sordariomycetes; Hypocreales; Hypocreaceae
Exons: 6
Coding region: 285-2408 (707 amino acids)
Biological process (GO): positive regulation of transcription from RNA polymerase II promoter by galactose; DNA-templated transcription
Cellular component (GO): nucleus
Molecular function (GO): zinc ion binding; RNA polymerase II cis-regulatory region sequence-specific DNA binding; DNA-binding transcription factor activity, RNA polymerase II-specific
Source: RefSeq, a predicted model, not a curated record